Molecule: messenger RNA, 1211 nt
Organism: Perca fluviatilis (European perch)
Lineage: Eukaryota; Metazoa; Chordata; Actinopteri; Perciformes; Percidae
Product: CD209 antigen-like protein C
Exons: 8
Coding region: 183-908 (241 amino acids)
Biological process (GO): biological process involved in interspecies interaction between organisms
Cellular component (GO): external side of plasma membrane
Molecular function (GO): carbohydrate binding
Source: RefSeq, a predicted model, not a curated record
AUAAAGUUUCAGUAUUAUAUAUAUAUAUAAAUAUUCUGGUCACUUACUUAAUCUGUUAACUGUGUAGUAAUGGGUUUUUAAGCUCACGCUCGACAAAGACAGGGACCCAAAGAGGAAACACACUUCACUGCUCAGACCACACUGAAGCUGACUUCUCACCAAAUAUCAAGCAGACGCAGAGGAUGCAGCAAAUGGAGGUAUCUGAUUAUGUUAAUGAGUCACCGAGACCAAAGCAGAAAGGCAGUGGGGAUGCAAAUCAAACAGAGAGAAGACUCUGCCAGAUGGUUGUCUUCAGCUUUGGGCUGCUGUGCGUCAUACAAGCCAUUCUCAAUGUUUCUCUACGCCUGACAUUUUCAGAUGUUGAGGCUGGUUUCAAAAACCUGACUGAGGAGAGAGAUGACCUGAAGAGGAAGCUGAAUAAAUCUGUUUCAGAGAGAGACACCUUGAAGAGAACCAACUUGAAUGUUGAGGCUCGUUUCAAAACCCUGACUGAGGAGAGUGAUGACCUGAACAGGAAGCUGAAUAACGUAGCUCAAGGAGGAUGGGAGUAUUUCAGCGGUAGUUUCUACUACAUUUCUUCUGUCAAGAAAACCUGGAAUGAGAGUAGAGAUGACUGUCUUCAAAAGGGUGCAGACCUGGUGAUUAUCAACAGCAAAGAAGAACAGAAUUUCACAAUAAAGUUUGAGAAGAGACUGUGGAUUGGCCUGACUGACUCAGAGACAGAGGGGACGUGGAAAUGGGUGGAUGGGACUCCACUGACCAAAAGCUACUGGGUUUCUGGGGAGCCUAACGAUGAGUACGGUGAAGACUGUGGGGAAAUAAGUCAUUUUCAUUCAGAAAACAGCUGGAAUGAUGUAAGCUGUUCCUUUCCACUCAACUGGAUCUGUGAAAUGAAAGUCCGUCCAUAACUCUGAAACCAAACCCACCAGACAGAAAACUAAGGAUGAUAAAUAUAUUGCUGAUACAAUUUAAAUCUUCUCAAAAGCAACCUGAAUAUGCUCAUGUGAACACAUCAUUUCCAAGUGAAAAUCAUUUCCAGCUCAGUGUGAGAUAAUCUGAAGCCUGGUUAUUUGCGCUGCAGUAAAGUGACCUGUUAACAUCUAGAAACAAAUGUCCAACAAGGGUCACUGUUUUGGCUGAAAAAAGAAGAAAAAACUACAAUAUGUAAUACAUACUUUGAUUUAUUGCUUGCUGAAUGAAUGUAUAAAUGU